Acanthaster planci (crown-of-thorns starfish) is the source of this 1351-nucleotide messenger RNA. RefSeq names its product TLC domain-containing protein 2-like. Gene Ontology annotation, biological process: membrane assembly; plasma membrane organization; regulation of membrane lipid distribution. Gene Ontology annotation, cellular component: plasma membrane. The record is from RefSeq and is a predicted model, not a curated record. Lineage: Eukaryota; Metazoa; Echinodermata; Asteroidea; Valvatida; Acanthasteridae.
GUUGCCGAACGAAACUGCAUUUCCAUACCCCUGUGAUACCCUCCCACACCUGCUGUUUGAAUGUACAUUUACAUGCACAAUGUGCAUGUAGUUUUCGACCACACAAAACUGCCUACUCGUAAACUUUUGGUGUGCCUUUUAUAGCCUUGAAUGCUAUGUAAUGCUGUAGUCGUUGUGGACAGAAUUUACAAGCUGGGUGUAUGCAUGGUUUAUGUUUGGAACCAUGAUCCGUUCGUUCAUCCCCAUCACCGUGGCCUCUGCGUUGGGGUACAAGUGCUUCAACUUGCUCUUGGACUUUGACAUUCUGUCCCCACCCAAUAAGUACGCAGGCAAGGAACGCCACCGAUGGCGGAACGCGGCAACGUCGCUGGUCAACGCGGUCAUUGUUGCCGCACUCGUCAUGUAUUGUUUGUUCACCCAGCCGGAACUUUGGAGUGAACCCGUGACUCACUACGCUGUGUCGGUCGAAGUUACCUUCGCAGUAGUUUCGGGGUAUCUCAUCUACGACACAUACGAUUUGCUGACUCACAAUGGCUUCGGGAAAGUUUGGGCACUUUUUGUACACCAUACCAUUAUGACCUCCACUUUCUUCGUCAUGAGUAUCGAGCACAAAGCAAUGGGCAUCUUGACCCUGGGCCUGUUGAGUGAAAUCAACGCCAUCUUCCUUCACUCGCGCCAGCUCCUGCUGAUGCAUGGAUUCUCCAAAGACACCCUCAUCUACGGCGUCCACCGCCUCUUUAACCUGGCGACUUACAUUCUCCUGCGCCUGGCCCCGCUGAUCUACGCCACCUACUGCUCGUACUUCACUACCCAGCACUUACCUGCCUAUCUGGCGGCCGUUUUACCGUUCAUGACCACGGCCAUUACCGUUAUUAACUUCGUCCUCCUGUGGCGGUUAAUUUGUAGUGACUUCUUGUCCAAGGAUGGAAAACAUCGACAUGUCAUGGACAACUAGCGCAUUUCUAGCUCAAAACGUUGGCUUUGCUUGCGGUUUCAGACGCACGAUUUCUUGGUGACUGAUAUGGCAGUUUCCUUGAACGAAGUGGCUAUGCAGUCACGGAGGCGUUAAUAAUUCCACUUCCAAAUUACAGUUGCGGCAUCAAUCCAGCGGGUCCAUCGUGCCGGGUUCGAGGCCGCUCUGAACGACAGUUGUAAAAAAUUUUUGCGCUUAGCAUGCAGUGGUUACGCCAUGCCAUUUCUCGGUAUUGAAAAAUAAACAAUUUCCAUUGAUGCCUCCCCCCAUUCUCACGCUUGUACUAAUUGAAGACUCACGUCACAUGUGAAUACGGGCGAUUCAAAAUAGUGCGCCUCCAAGAGUUUGAACACGUUGGCCAAUCACAACGCGCAAAAU